AUGGGCUCAACAGCCGUCUAUACAGUGCCAACCCAAGAGAUUUUGCAGAGCAACCCGACCGUUGAGCAGUGCGCUGUGAUCAUUAUCAUCGGAGUUGAGUACAAUUUCGCGAGUCUACACUUUUACAGUUCAAUCGGAUGGGAAUCUCCAGGACAUCAAACGGAACCUCGACAGCUCGAUAUACAGAAAGUUAUUGAUAAUCACAUCACAAGAGUACCCGGUUCUGGCUUUGAGACGAUCAUCAAUGUCCUUGCCUCUCGUGAAGAUGUUGAUAUCACCAUCAUGCCGCUAAAAAUACUAAAAACCCGCUUGGUCAUGGAACGUCGUGAAGGUUUUGUCAUUUAG
This is a messenger RNA of Plasmopara halstedii, 345 nucleotides long. RefSeq lists its product as uncharacterized. NCBI's taxonomy places the organism in Eukaryota, Oomycota, Peronosporomycetes, Peronosporales, Peronosporaceae. The transcript is spliced from 3 exons. The coding region runs from base 1 to 345 and encodes 114 amino acids. The record is from RefSeq and is a predicted model, not a curated record.